AUGUCGGAGACUAAUGACACUAAUUAUGCGACCAAAGUUCACGGUGGUUGCGGAGAAAGAAAGUGGUCGUCGGAGCAGGGAAUAGUAUUGGCGGUCGCCGUGGACAAUGCCAAGGCUAGCCAGCACGCCCUUAAAUGGGCUGCCGAUCGUCUUCUCUACAACGACAAGAACAAAACCCUGAUUAAUCUUGUCCAUGUCCGGCAUACUUCACCAUUACACAUAUCUUAUUCCCAUCUCAUCCCCAGAAGCAUCAGCUUGGUAGAAAGGGAACCGGAUGAGUAUGAGAUGGAAAUGCUGCGUCCCUUUCGAGGCUUUUGUGCGCGCAGACAAAUACAAUGCGAGAUUGUUGUGCUCGAAGAUGAUGACGUGGCACAAGCAUUGGUUGAUUAUGCCAUACGCCAUCGAGUUGAGAAUUUGAUUCUUGGUGCCUCAUCAAGGAAUGGCUUAUCUAGGCUAUUCAAGCACGGUUCUGGGAUUAAAAGCACUGUGGUUAAAUGGAUACCCAAUUUCUGUAAUGUUUAUGUCAUCUCCAAGUUAGGAAAGCUCAAUGGUGUGAGAAAUGCUUGUCAUCCAGUGCCAAUUAUCCCAUCAUCACCUGAUCAAGAUCAAUUUACUCAUCAUCAUAAUAUACUAUCCGUGCCGAGAGAGGGAUUGUUGUAUGAAGAGGAAAGCAGUAUCUCAGUGUCAGAGACAGAGGGUGAGAUCGAGUCGCGUACUUUUCCAAGUCCGGAAUGUAGUAGUAGUACUACUACUACUACGACGAGUCCCGAUAGCAUGUUCCUUUCUUUCUUCCGGACUUUGGAGUCACACUUGGCCAGAGUUUUCCCUCACCGACCAACUCUUCAUGAUUUUCAUUGCAUUAGAACAUCACUGUUCUUGACUCACAAACUAGAAUCUAUGCAAGAGGAGAUGAAGAGGAUCAAAUCAAAGCAGAACGAAACAAUGGACAUGUACCAUGUAGCCUGCAAAGAAGCUUCUUUGGCUGCUAAAUAA
Molecule: messenger RNA, 993 nt
Organism: Morus notabilis
Lineage: Eukaryota; Viridiplantae; Streptophyta; Magnoliopsida; Rosales; Moraceae
Exons: 6
Coding region: 1-993 (330 amino acids)
Source: RefSeq, a predicted model, not a curated record